AAUAUUAAGUUCUUUAUAGUAUCAUUGUCGUUGUCAUUUGGAGGAACUAAAUGAUCGAAUAUUAACAUAAUAAAGUGUUACACUAUUUAUAUUUAACAAAUUUUAAAAACAUAUGUUGAAGUUAAAAUGGUUUUGCUGGAAAAUGAUGCGUUUUUAGUGGAGUUGACACGACUUUUCGACAAAUCUAGACUUUCUGGUUCUGUAGUACUUACUAUUAAAAGGUUUAAUGGACAUAAUAAACCAGUGCCUAGAGAAGGUAGACCUCCCUUACCAACACCAAAUGAAUUUCUUUGCUUAGUAAGAGCUACAUUAAGGUCAAAAAAGAUUUCCACUGUUAUACAUUCUAAGGAUGUAAAUAAAUUUCAGCAAGCAUAUUGGAACUUAUUAAAGUCAAAUAUCAAUGGUCUUAAAAAAUUGAAAAAAGUAAAAUCUGUAAAACCUAAAGUUCAUUGAUAUUUUGAUACUCACUAUUUAACAUUUAUGUAUUAUAUGUGUUAUUAUUAAAACUUUUGAUUAACAUGAUACAUUUUAACAUUAACAUUAAUGUAUAAUGCAAUACUGCCUAAGAAAUAAAUUACAUUUUACAAUAUAAAACAAUAAAA
Messenger RNA from Apis laboriosa (Himalayan honeybee), 602 nucleotides. RefSeq names its product signal recognition particle 14 kDa protein (gene Srp14). Bases 127 to 453 code for a protein of 108 amino acids. Gene Ontology annotation, molecular function: endoplasmic reticulum signal sequence receptor activity; 7S RNA binding. Lineage: Eukaryota; Metazoa; Arthropoda; Insecta; Hymenoptera; Apidae. Gene Ontology annotation, cellular component: signal recognition particle, endoplasmic reticulum targeting. Gene Ontology annotation, biological process: SRP-dependent cotranslational protein targeting to membrane. The transcript has 4 exons. The record is from RefSeq and is a predicted model, not a curated record.